AUGAUGGACAGUGACAAAACGACGACAGCUGCUAGUUGUGAACCGGCGGCAGUGGCCAUGAGUGAUACAGCUGAGCAACUCGAACACAUGAGUAGGAUUCUGGAAGAUGUUCUAUUGAUCUGGCUCGAUGCUAAUUUGAAUCAAUCGAAAGAUGAUUGUAAAAAUUCAAUGAAACAUCUGCAACGAAUUGUAGCAACAAUAAGAACAUUCACAGAUACUGACCAAUGUGUUAAUUUUCUCACUGAGAUUGAAGACGAAAAAGUAUUCAUGGUAGUUUCCGGUGCGUUGGGACCACAUAUAGUACCACAAAUUCAAGCAUGUUCACAACUUCACUCCAUAUACAUAUUCUCCGAGAACCAAACGAUUUAUGAAGAAUGGGCGAAAUCAAUAGCAAAAGUAAAAGGCGUUUAUAGUCAAAUAGAACCGCUCUGCGAAGCAUUGAAAAUCGAUCGUAAAAAUUGUGAUCGUGGUAUGAUCUCGGUCAGUUUUAAUAGGAUCGAUCCGUUGUUUAUGUAUACCCAAUUACUGAAAGAGGCAUUUUUGGAAAUUGAUGAUGACAGCGAGAAAUCCGUCAAAGAACUCGCUAAUUAUUGUCGUGCUCAUGGUCAUAUCACGGGAGGUCAUAUUGAUAAGUUUGAGAAAGAAUAUAGUCUUCAUACACCCAUUUGGUGGUAUACAGCUCCCUACUUUGUUUUUUCAAUGAUUAAUCGCGGUCUUCGAUUAAUGGAUGUGGAUAUUAUACUUAAAAUGGGAUUCUUUAUUCGGCAGCUACAUCGCCAUAAGUGUUGUUCGAAAACCAUGCAAACGUGCUGCAUAUAUAUGUAA
This is a messenger RNA of Rotaria socialis, 825 nucleotides long. NCBI's taxonomy places the organism in Eukaryota, Metazoa, Rotifera, Eurotatoria, Philodinida, Philodinidae. The record is from the annotation of a GenBank genome assembly.